Xylaria bambusicola is the source of this 2795-nucleotide messenger RNA. RefSeq lists its product as uncharacterized. The record is from RefSeq and is a predicted model, not a curated record. The coding region runs from base 67 to 2382 and encodes 771 amino acids. NCBI's taxonomy places the organism in Eukaryota, Fungi, Ascomycota, Sordariomycetes, Xylariales, Xylariaceae. The transcript has a single exon.
UAGUCAAACAAACAUAUACCGCCCAUCCCCUCGUACAUCCAUUUCGGUGGAGCAACAUUAGCCAUCAUGUCCAAUCCUCGCCGGACUGGUGCUUUGACUCCUUUGGAUACCAAUGUUCGCGAUGGCCUGAAACUUAAGAGCAGCCCCUCCCUCCGGAAAGGAGCUACCUUUCAAUCUCUUGCCACUCCUCCGUCUAGCCCUCCCUCACUUCCUCGUCGGUCUCAAACCAACCUGGAUGAUGUUGUUGGUGCUCAUCUACGCCGCGCGGCUCUAAAUAUCGGCAAAUUCGAAGACAGACUCGCAGCUAUUGAUGACGAACGUUCUCUGGACCUUAAAAUAUUCCGUGACGACAGUCUUCCUGUUCCUCGUGGGUUCUUGAAUCACACUGUUAUGGUAGACAAGAUGGCGAUGGAAUCUUCGGAUAGUGAGCGGCGGGUGUUGCGCCCUCGCAUGCGUCGUUCAUCCAACCAUCAUGAAUCCGAUAGUGGUUUGGGAUCGUCGAUUGUAUCUUCUGUGCAAAAGCGUAAGGUUGGUGCUUCAGCUAUCACACGGUCUGUCAACACCUCUAGGGCCGAGCGCUUGCCACGUCUGAGCAGUCGUGCUAUCAACCGUAUCCAUGAGCAUACCUUAAAACCUCUACUUGCAAAAUCUGAGCUUAAGGACUUCCAUCCCAUUGUCCUUGAUUGCCCUAGAAGAAUCCAGGAGAAUCAAAUUGUUUGUCUUAGGGAUCUUGAAAAGACUCUUAUCUUUAUGGCACCGGUGAGUCAGCUUCUGAAAGAUAGUGGAGUUUGGGGAGUUACUUAUCGUUUGUUGUGUUUAAAGGAGAGGACCAAAUCUGCCAAACUGUACCUCGACUUUUGCACCACCUCAAUCCGAUGCAUUCAAGCUACCGUCGAAUAUUUGAGCGACCGAGAACAAACGCGGCCUCACGAUCGACCCUACAACAGCGGCUAUUUCAUUGACCUGAUUGAACAGAUUCGCCAGCACGCACAACAGAUCCGAGAAACUCGAGAGAGAUUGGCUUCAGGAGAGGAGCCUUCUGAAAUGGAUGUUGACCCGUAUGUGUUACAACGUAACCCUAUCAACUGCUCAAAUACUGAACAACCAUACAGCUCUGAACAACUCAAACUCGUUGGUGGUAUUGCCACUACUGGCCGUCCAGCUGAGAUCGUUCGUGUAAAGAAGAACGGCAAAGCAGUUUCCAUCAGAACUGGUGAAAUAGUGGAAGAUAUGGAAGAACCGACGGAACCAGUUAGAUUCAAGCGCUCCAUGAGCCAGCAGGCCGAGGAUGAAGACGAGAUCAUGCGUUCCAUGGCACGGCGAAAGAAGAACCCAUCGCCUGAGGAAUUAGCCCCCAAGAAGUGUACCCAUCCUGGCUGCAGCAAGGAGUUCAAGCGAGCAUGUGAUCUUACAAAACACGAAAAGACUCAUUCCCGCCCAUGGAAGUGUCCGAUCCCAACCUGCAAGUAUCACGAGUAUGGCUGGCCAACGGAAAAGGAGAUGGCUCGUCACGUCAAUGACAAACACUCGGCUGCUCCCGAGAUGUUUGAGUGUCAAUUCAAACCUUGCCCUUAUAAAUCCAAACGUGAAUCCAACUGCAAGCAGCAUAUGGAGAAAGCCCACGGCUGGACAUAUAAACGGUCCAAAGCCCCAAAGACGAUGGGCAGCAAAGCCGGUAGUUCGAAGCCUACACCUUUGUUGAACAACCUGCCUACUCCAAGCAGUGACCACACGGAUCCGAUUCUCACACCACCGGAGGAUACUUACCUCCCGACUUUUGAGGACAACCAAGAUCUUUUCCCCACGUACCCGAGCACUGAGGAGUUCAAUGCUGCGUUUAUGGACAAUCAGCCCUUUGAGUCUGAUAUCUCGCUUGAUUUCUCUCCUAUCGAGAGCGGCACUCCUUCAACCGAUGCGGGUCAGUUCAAUACCUAUGAAGAACUCAGCCCCGAUGUUACUGCACAGUUCGAGGACAUCUAUGGCGCUCACGUACGGUUGCCUACACCCACAUAUUCCGUGUACAACAAGACAAUCCCUGAAGCGUUCACCAACUUCAACACAACAAUGUGUCCGCCAGUUCCUGAACCCCAUUUCUCACCAUCUGGACAUGGCAACACUAUGCUGUACACACCCAUCUCGAUGGUGGAUAUUGACGAAGGAUUUGAUGAUUUUAACCCGGCUGGCAACGUCCAUUUUGGUGGCGACUUCACUCUGUUCCCAUCAAACGAUAUGGGAAAAUCGUCGGACUUUGAUCCCACGCCUUUUGGUACCGUCCCACCGAGUAUGACCGCUGGUUACACUCAGCCACAGUGUCAAGACUUCAAUAUUGAUUUUAAUAUGGAUUGGACGUCUGCAGACAUGCAAGGGUUUCCAAACCAUUAAAGUCACGGACAUUUCUGUUGAGUGAGCAACAAGGAAGAAAACAACCAAAAAAAGCCCCUUUGCUUUGAGCUAGCUCAAUUCACCACUCUAUAUGGGUAAACGCUCUUUUACGACGUUAUGACGAUGAAUGAACAGAGAAGGAUACGGAAGCUGAUCCUCGGAUUGUUCAUGUUAGCAAGAGAAGUGGCCAAGAUUGCCGUUUAGGUAGAAAACACGCCUCUGAUUACUGUACACACUUGUUGUUUCCAUAGCACUUUGAUUUCCACACGCAUCAAAUAGCGUUAUUAGUUAGAAACAUGGGUGGCGGGCCAGCCUAUUGGAGGCACCAGACAGUAAUGGUGGUUGUAUCACAUUCAGAUUACGUUUUUGAGAUGGUGGCUACUUUUGUUAAAUACAAAGAAUCAUCCACCUAA